Molecule: messenger RNA, 2416 nt
Organism: Limanda limanda (common dab)
Lineage: Eukaryota; Metazoa; Chordata; Actinopteri; Pleuronectiformes; Pleuronectidae
Gene: dachc
Product: dachshund c
Exons: 11
Coding region: 1-1842 (613 amino acids)
Source: RefSeq, a predicted model, not a curated record
AUGACCACUAUGGCCACCGCGGCUGCUCAGGCUCUGCUCCCGGCGGCUGCGCUCGGGCACCACCCGGCUCCGAGCUCCGUGUCCCCGGCCACCAGCUCCCCGCCGCCCGCCGCCUCCUCCCCGGCUCCUCCGCUGGCUCACCCGGCGCUGCUGCACCAGUUCCGGGCAGACCUCCUGCUGGCGACCGGCGCCGGGCUCCAGCCCUGCGGAGCCCCGGGGUCCGGCGGCGCCAAGCCGGUGUACGCCACCCCGUCGCCCGUGGAGAGCACGCCGCAGAACAACGAGUGCAAGCUGGUGGAGGUGAAGGGGGCCAAGCUGGCCUCGUUCACGGUGAAGGACACGGAGCUCAUCUGCCUGCCCCAGGCGUUCGACGUGUUCCUCAAGCACCUGGUGGGGGGGCUGCACACCGUGUACACCAAGCUCAAGCGCCUGGACAUCUCCCCGGUGGUCUGCAACGUGGAGCAGGUCCGGGUGCUCCGGGGGCUCGGGGCCAUCCAGCCCGGGGUGAACCGCUGCAAGCUCAUCUCCAGGCAGGACUUCGAGACCCUGUACAGCGACUGCACCAACGCCAGCUCGAGGCCGGGACGACCGCCCAAGAGGCUGCAGAGUGUGACAGAGGGCGGAACCCACCACAUGCUGUCCCACAGCGGUCUGAUCCACGCUGGGAUCAUGCCUCCUGCAGAUCUGUCUGCCCUGGCCAAGAAGAUCAAGCUGGAGGCGAUGGCCAGUUACCACAGUAACCACCAACAUGGCGGGCACAACGGCGAGAACGGUGACCACAACCUCGUUCUGGAUCAGUUGCCCUUCAUGAUGAUGUCACAUCCCAUGAUCCCUGCCAGCCUGGCGCCGGCCUCCGUUUCCAUGGCGAUGGGCCAGAUGAACCGAUUGAGCGCACUGGCCAGCAUGGCCAACGUGGCACAUCUUCAUGCCAACUCCCAUGCCAGGGCUCCCACCUCCGUCAUUAAGGAACGAGUGCGUGACAGCCCCUCGCCCUCUCCCUCUCUGGAGGAAGCCCAGAUGUCGUCCAAUCACAGCAGCAGCGUGUCCAGUUCCCCGUCUCACAUAGAACGCGUCGCAGAAACCACACACUCGCACCAUGACGGCCUGUCAUCGAGUCACAGUGUGUUAGGACACUCUCCUGGUGUGGUGCAGGGAUCCAGGGAGACAGAUGGGACUCCGGUGGAAUACAGCAAGGAGAGCAAGAGGAGCCACAGCGACAGAGAUAACAGCUCCAUGGCCACUCCGACAACAAGGGAGAGCUGUGAUAGACAAGUCUACCAGAAACCCCCAUCAGGCAGGGAGGGCUGCGAGAGGGUAUCUUACCCUGCAGGACAGAAGCUCCCAGCAGGUCUCCACCACGCUCCCUUCAUCUUCCCCGAAGGCCUGUCCUCCAUAGAGACCCUGCUCACCAACAUCCAGCAGGGUCUGCUGAGGGUUGCCAUAGAGAACGCCCGGGCGCAGGAGAAGCAGGACCAGCUGGAGAGGACGGAGCUGAAGCUGGAGCUGGUCCGGGAGCGGGAGCUCAGAGAGACCUUGGAGCGGCAGCUUAGCAUCGAACAGAAAAACAGAGUUCUGAUCCAGAAGCGCCUGAAGAAGGAAAAGAGAAGUAAGAGGAGACUACAGGAAGCUCUGGAGGAGGAGGUCAAACUCCGAGAUCAGGCCGAGCACAGCCUCCUGCACACUGCCAACACACACACAGGCCAUCAAUCAUCGGCGGCGCCUCCUCACACAGAACCCGUGACCCAGGACGUGGAUGGGAGCAACCACGACGACAACAGGCUGGACACCAAGGCAACAGUACAAGAUGGCAGAGUGUUCCUGCAGACCACUGGGAUGUACUGAAGCUGGAAUGGACGGAUGGAUGAAUGGAUGGAUGGAUGGAUGGAUGAAUGAAUGAAUGAAUGAAUGGAAGGAUAGAUGGAUGGAUGGAUGGAUGGAUGGAAGUGCGACGAAGAUUCCUCCUUCAUGAGACCUACAAUCGACAGGCAUGCUCAGUGGCAUCUGAGAUUCAUGUCUCUACGUUGACUCCCCGACAUUUCAACGGUGACAUUUGAACUUUCCCAUUGUUCUCUCGUUUUAAUUUAUUGCAGUUAUCACCAAAUCUUGGCCGUAGUGGGAACAGUACUUUAUUCCGAUGAUGUGUUUCACUGUGUUUCUUUCGAUCGAGGUUUUUAGAUCCUAGAUGAAGACAACCAUAGUUGUUUUUUUGUCAGUGCUGUUUAUCUGGACACAAGUGCUGGACGAGUAUUACUUGUAACAGAGUCGUGUACAUAUAUAGUCAUCAUCUUUGUUAUUAUUAUCAUCAAAAAAAGACAUAAAGGCAUGGUGUACAGUCAGUUAAUGACUUGUAUGUAUUGUGUAUGUUAUGCAGUAGUGCAGUUUGACAAUACAAACAAUACAAAUCCUUUUUAUUAAA